AGCCAGACCACCUACGUCAUGUGGCCUCAAUGGGGAUGCUCACUGUGGUAGGCAGAAUAAUGGCCCCUCAAAGAUGUCCACAUCCUAAUUUCGAAAACCUAUGAAUAUGUUACCAUACAUGGCAAAAGAACUUUGCAGAUGUAAUUAAAACUGGCAAAAUAAUGGUAUCAACAACCAAAAUAAGAAUACUGGGACUGAGCACAGUUGCUCAUGCCUGUCACACCAGCGGCUUGGGAGACCAAGUUGGAGAACACGGCGGCAUGCCUGGUAACUGAACUACAAGUCCCAGAGUGCAUCUCUACGAGGAUUCUGGGAAGUGUGGCAGAAGCUGCAAUGGUCCCUCUGGGGAACGGAAGCCGUUGAACGUGAACAUUUGGUUUCCUCUUUUGUGCUGAUUCCUGAGGAAUAGGAAGGUGCCCCGAAAAGAAUUCAGAGACCUGACAAUGUUCCUGUAUUGUGGAAUAGCUUGCAGGAGAAAAUUCUUUUGGUGCUAUAGGCUGCUGUCAACCUAUGUUACUAAGACACGGUAUUUAUUUGAACUGAAGGAAGAUGAUGAUGCAUGUAAAAAAGCCCAGCAAACAGGAGCGUUUUACCUCUUUCAUGGUCUGGCUCCUCUGCUUCAGACUUCAGCACAUCAAUACCUGGCCCCCCGACAUAGCCUGUUAGAGUUGGAAAGGCUCCUGGGUAAAUUUGGACAGGAUGCACAAAGAAUAGAAGAUUCUGUGUUGAUUGGAUGCUCCGAGCAGCAGGAGGCAUGGUUUGCUCUGGAUCUAGGUCUGGAUAGCUCCUUUUCCAUAAGUGCCUCCUUACACAAACCUGAAAUGGAGACAGAGCUCAAGGGGUCUUUCAUUGAGCUGAGAAAGGCUCUCUUUCAACUCAAUGCAAGGGAUGCCUCCAUGCUGUCCACGGCUCAAGCUCUUCUCCGCUGGCAUGAUGCUCAUCAGUUCUGCAGCAGAAGUGGGCAGCCCACCAAGAAGAACGUGGCUGGCAGCAAGCGUGUGUGCCCUUCCAAUAAUAUCAUCUAUUAUCCACAGAUGGCUCCUGUGGUGAUCACGCUGGUGUCAGAUGGGACCCGAUGCCUGCUUGCCCGCCAAAGCUCCUUUCCCAAGGGAAUGUAUUCUGCCUUGGCAGGUUUUUGUGAUAUAGGUGAAAGUGUGGAAGAGACCAUCCGUCGAGAAGUUGCAGAAGAGGUGGGAUUGGAGGUGGAAAGCCUGCAGUACUGUGCAUCCCAGCACUGGCCCUUUCCUAGUGGCUCACUCAUGAUUGCUUGCCAUGCAACUGUGAAACCAGGGCAAACAGAAAUCCAGGUGAACUUGAGAGAAUUAGAGACAGCUGCCUGGUUCAGUCAUGAUGAGGUAGCCACAGCCCUGAAGAGAAAGGGCCCCUAUACUCAGCAACAGAAUGGGACUUUCCCAUUCUGGCUGCCCCCUAAGUUAGCCAUCUCCCACCAACUGAUUAAGGAGUGGGUGGAAAAACAGACCUGUUCUUCCCUGCCUGCUUAGCCCAGACCAAGUAACUUAGAUCGCUCCUUGGUAUUCCUGAGGGACAAACUAGAGAUCAGUUGACAAAGAAGUGAAAAAGACAAGCUACAGGACCUCAGAAGGGCAGAGCAGAGGGUGAGCCUACAGUAAGACACUUCUAUCAGCAGUGUUAAUGGAAGAAAUUCCUACCAAUGGGCAAUCAAAAAAGCCAGUGUGAGAAGAAAACUGAUGAGCUGUCAACUGUCAAAACUCAGGGGGAAGGCGGAAGCAUUAGUUUGGAUGCAGGCCCUUGUUCAGUCAUUUUCUCCAAGGCCUUGGAAACAAACAUCUUUUGGCAUAUGGCUUGUUAAUGUUGUGUUUACACUAACUGCCAAAAUGUGCCUGUUGUAAGUUUGGUGAAAACUUCUUUUAUCUUAGUAUUGAAAAUAUAUAGCAAGUUUCAAGUCAUUACUGAGUUACUUGUUACCCUUACAGAAUUAAGAAAAAUAGCACAGUAUAACAUAUUUAAAUUCAUGUACAGGUGCAUUCUAGUUACAUGUACAUGGUAGUUAAAUAAAAGUCAUAAUUAAGUCAUUAUGACUCAGAGUACUUUAUAAUAAACCAGAUGCCAUGAGGCUCUGUUGAGGUAGUAGAAUCUCAAUGGGACUCCAGAGAGUAAGUCUUUUUUGCUGUUUUCAGCUCUGUCACAUGCUCAGUUCGUGACCCAGGGAAAAGACUCUCGCUUUGCCAUGCCUGUUUUCCUAAAUAAAACAGUUGCUGGCAUUUGCACAUCCACAAUGUGUUGAUUAACUUUAACAAAGGGAUUGGUGGAGAUAAACAGAUGCCAAACCUGACCUAUUUCUUAAACUUUAUGGAAUAAACUAAAUUUAGGAUUUCUCAUCAUUCAUAUAUGAUGCCAUAAGGGAGAAGAGAUUAUUUGGGGAAAAUAAAAUGUCCACACC
Mandrillus leucophaeus (drill) is the source of this 2422-nucleotide messenger RNA. It is a transcript of the gene NUDT13, whose product is annotated as nudix (nucleoside diphosphate linked moiety X)-type motif 13. The transcript has 10 exons. The record is from RefSeq and is a predicted model, not a curated record. NCBI's taxonomy places the organism in Eukaryota, Metazoa, Chordata, Mammalia, Primates, Cercopithecidae. Bases 444 to 1502 code for a protein of 352 amino acids. Gene Ontology annotation, molecular function: metal ion binding; hydrolase activity.